Messenger RNA from Hermetia illucens (black soldier fly), 3730 nucleotides. Its product is annotated as protein embryonic gonad-like. Lineage: Eukaryota; Metazoa; Arthropoda; Insecta; Diptera; Stratiomyidae. The record is from RefSeq and is a predicted model, not a curated record. The transcript is spliced from 3 exons. The coding region runs from base 1616 to 2572 and encodes 318 amino acids. Gene Ontology annotation, molecular function: zinc ion binding; DNA-binding transcription factor activity; sequence-specific DNA binding. Gene Ontology annotation, biological process: regulation of DNA-templated transcription.
UUCUCUGUAAAACAUCGCAAACAUAUAACACACAUACAUACAAAUCGUAUCACGGCGGCAUAUAUCGAUCGAUGUAAACACACCUCUGUACUGUUUGAUGUAAGUUACGUCGUCGGAGUUCCCUGGCCCGAUAUGCCUUCCCAACCGAUUUGAAUUUUUUUCUUUGCGAAAUUUAGUAAACAAAUUAAGAUUUCCUGAAAAGGCUAACAGUUGCCAUUGUGUGCUUUGGUGCAGAUCAUAAUUUUUUAAUAUCCUUUUUGGAAGUUCAGUGCUCGACCGGUUUCAUAAAAACUGUUCUCAGUGGUUAUCAAAAUGCAAUAAAAAAUGUGGCAAAUUUCACAAAUUUUCGAAUCAAGGAAAUUAGUGGUCUUCGACAAAAUAAAAGCCAAAUUAUCGCCUUUAAAACAUUUUAAACACGAAAUAUAUGGAUCAAGUCGACUCAUAAAUAAUCAACUAAGGACACUCAGUAAAGUUGUCAUGAUCACGAGAAAAAAUUUAUGGAGUGUUGUGAUCUUUAUAAUGUUUAUGGCGAUGUAAAGUCUUAACUAACUCCCAAGCAAAAUAGAACCCACCUUGGCUGUCAUCUCUUAAAUAAGUGCAUCUGCGUUCUGCAUAAGCGAAUCCCAUAAUCAAGUGCAGUCGCGUCACGUCGAGGAUCAUCUUCAGUGCUGGUGGUUGUGAAACUGAUCCGUGGAAGACUGGAACACGGAUACCGCGAUUCUAACCGGUGCAAUCAAAUCAGUAAUAAACAACGACCGUGCAUUUUUCAUAAUUUUAGUGAAGUGAAUGUCGCUGAUCAUGACAACUGCAUUCGACUCAGAGACCCAUAUCUGCGGAUCAACCUAAUAAUAGAUACUUUUAUCUUUAGAUACUUUGUAGAGUCAUCAGUAGUUCCUUUUGUUUUUGUUGUUUUAUAUUAUUUGAAAGAAGAUUAUAAUGUGAUCGUGGAUCGAUGACGAUACCAUCAAGAACGCCAACGGUAACGAUAGCAGUGGUAGCAGCAACAGUAGUCGGGGAUCGCGCGUAAAAACGUGAGUUUAUUAAAUCUGUUCUAAAAUGGUUAUAAAGUGCUAAUACAAUGAUGAGUAUCUUUACGAACGCGCAGCAGCGAUGAUCAUCGUUAUUAUUAUUAUUAUUGUUUGUAGUUAAUGCGAUUACCAUUAUCAUUCGCUGUUUACUGUUUGUCAACGUCGCCGUUGAAAUGCCAAUUCAAACGACAAGUGAAGGUUGUCUUAGGCUUGCAUAAUUUUUUUCCUCGUAGAGAUGCAUAGGAUUUGCACUUACUCGUAUGCAUAGAAGUUCCAUUACACAUGAAUGUAUCUAACGACGAAAGAUGGUUUUGUAUUCCAAUUGUAAGAAAAACUAUCCGGAAAAUAUCAACUGCUGAAAGUGUGUGUCCUAUUUGAAUUGCAAAUUUUUAGUCCUUCAAGUGAAGCUUGAUGUAAAUGAGAGGCGUAUUUACGCGUACGAAUAUUGGGAUGAGUGUGAUUUGUAGUGAAUUUGAUGGUUCAGCAACGAAGGAUAAAGGAUAUACGUGAAUAGAUUGUGGUGGAGUGCUUCGAAACGAUUUUAUGCAGCUUUGUUAUAGUAUUGGUAUUGAUAUCAGACCGUACUUAUGAUUCUUGAAAAGAUGAACCAACAGUGUAAAGUUUGCGGGGAGCCUGCUGCUGGUUUUCAUUUUGGUGCUUUCACAUGUGAAGGCUGCAAGUCAUUUUUCGGCCGAACAUAUAACAACCUCUCAUCGAUCUCAGAAUGUAAAAAUAAUGGCGAAUGCGUAAUCAACAAAAAGAAUCGAACUGCAUGCAAAGCAUGCCGCUUACGAAAAUGUCUAUACGUUGGAAUGUCAAAGAGCGGUUCCCGAUAUGGUCGCCGUUCGAACUGGUUCAAAAUACAUUGCCUUCUACAAGAACAGCAACAGCAGCAGCAACCGUCAACCCUACCACAAAUAUUGCAGUCACAAAACCAUCCGCUAGCCAGUCAACUAAGCUAUCUGCAUUGCAGCCAACAACAACAGCCAUCUCACCAAAAUAACAACAAAACUCCAUCCCCAUUGAAGUCUCCACUUCCGUCCAGUCCAUGUAUGCUAACAAAUCCUUUUCUCUCUGUUGGAAGGCACUUACUUAACGGAAGCCAUAUGUGUAUGGACAAGACUGCAGCCGGACCCAACAGAGUUAGCAGUAAUUCAUCAAGUGAUUCAGGAGCGUCAUCUGCAGACCCUGAAGAUAGUAUUGUUAGUAAUAAGGAUAUAUAUGGUAGUCCUGUAGUCGAUCAACCUUUUAACUGUAAGCCGAUGGCAAAGAAACUGGACCCUGUUCGAAGUAUAUCUGAGCCGCUGAAUCCUUAUCUAGUAUUACCGCACGUCACAAUAUCACCUGCGUCACCUCGAUCGCCUCCAACCUCCUUAAGCGUACCAAUUUCUUCAAGUGGAAUUCAAGAGGAACCAAUCGAUUUGUCCGUUAAAUCUCAGAAACGCAGCCGAACUGCAUCUCCUAUCCAUAACACGACAGAGAAUGUGCCUAAGUUGACGCCCUUGGAUUUGACACUAGUUCGAUCGAAUUCUCUUUCGGGGUAGAAUAUGUAGUAUUUUUUUACGUGAUUGAAUUUUCAUAUUUUAGUACUAUUGAUGAAUAAUGAUUGAUUAGAUAUAUAAAUAUAACUAAAUCUUUCGUGUUGUUACGGAGAAGUUGUGUUCCUAUCAUAAGAGUGCCAUACAAGGUGCACAUUUAUGGCCAGUUCUGUUCUUAAAACUAAAGUCUCCAAAUAAAUGUCAUCAGGGACGGGACUCUUUGCCAGUUUAAUAAUUAUAAUUAUUCUAUUUUAUAAUAUCGAUUUAAGUAAAUGCAAUUUUGAUGUAGAAAAUUGGUGCCAGAAUUGAUUGAUGUACAAAAGAUAACGAAAGACCAGUGAAUAGUACGUUAAACAUUGAGAAUCUCAUCUUUAUGUCAUAGCUUUGGAAGAAUCUGUAGAUAUAUACAGUUUUUAUGUGCUAAACCAUGUGUUCAAAACUUACAUACAAAAACCUAAUACAAAGUCUUUGUUUUCAAAUUACAAACGCACAAUAAGCACAAACGGUUGAAUAAAAAGUGAAGAAAUUAGAAUAUUCCUUAUUAUUAUUUAUAAAUUGUAUUGUUCAACGAAAGGGGCUAUGAAUUAAUUUGACUGACAAUUGGUUUCAAUAAAGUUCUGGAAAAGAUAGCAGAGAAGUUACUUAGAUUCGAAAUAUAAACUCACGAUCCAUGUUUUUUAUUUAUAUAUAUUUUUAUUAUUUUUCUGUACUGUACACUCAACAUAUACAAUAGAUACAUAUGAAGAUAAAAAGAAUUAUCUGUUUGUCUCAAUAGUUUGUAAUAGUUAUAAUUCAAUUAGAUAAUCGCUCUAGUAAAAUUGGUUGUUUUGUUUUGUGCUAUUUCAUAGUAAUUUAUUGUUUCAAUUUACUUUUAUUUAAACUGUUUUUUAAUCAGUGCUAUCUGUAUGCGAAUACGAAAGAUAUCCUUAAAUAUCUAAAGUAGUCUCAAAUGAUGAGUUUUAUUUAGAACGAAUUUUGUAUUUUUUGUGAAUUUUUUUAAUUUAUUUUUACGUCGGUACUUAUUUAUAUUUUAUUAUAAUAUAUGUAGAUUUGAGAUCUAAAAUUAGAGAUGUGUAUAUUUUUGUUGUUAUAUUUUUUCGUGUUGAUAUGAUUUUCUUGCAUAUGUAUAUGGUCAUAUUUUCUUGUUUUGUAUAAAGUUAUUUU